AUGUCAUUCCGCGAUACAGGACAUGCUAAGAAGAAUCAGGCGCGUACGGGUUGGGAGCAAUCUGAAUUCCCCAUCCUCUGCGAGACUUGCCUGGGCGACAACCCCUACGUCCGGAUGACCAAAGCCGACUUCGACAAGGAGUGUAAGAUGGAGGCCUGGCGCGAAGGCGCGCUUCAAGAAGACGGAAGACUGCCGGUGCAAGUGAGGGACAGCCAGCUCACGGGCGACGUCCAGCAGAUCCCGCUCUCCGAGGCCAACCGGGAGUACUUUGCCGACCAGGCCGAGCGCCAGAUCGCGUCGGGCCAGCUCGACCUGCAGGCCGUCCACAGCCAAGUGCACGACACGCUCCGCCGGCUCACCCGCCCCACGCCCUACUACAAGCGUAACGAGGCCCACGUGUGCUCGUUCUUCCUGAAGGGCAACUGCACCCGCGGCGCCACGUGUCCCUACAGGCACGAGGUCCCGGAGAACAAGGGCGACCUCAACCAGCAGAACCUCAAGGACCGGUACUACGGCGUGAACGAUCCGGUGGCGCGCAAGAUGCUCAAGCGGGCCAGCGAGAUGCCCGGCCUCGCGCCGCCCGAGGACAAGAACGUGCGCACGCUCUACCUCGGCAACGUCCAGUCCUACAUCACCCAGCAGGACAUCCACGAUUCGUUCUAUGGUUACGGAGAGCUUGAGUCGGUGCGCGUGCUGACCGACAAGAUGUGCGCCUUCGUGACCUACACGACGCGGGAGGCGACCGAGAAGGCGGCCGAGGCCACCUUCGGCAAGCUCACCAUCAAGAACAUGCCCAUCCGCGUCUCGUGGGGCCGACCCCAGGCAGCCAUGGGAGGUGCGCCGCCUCCGGGUUUGCCGCCGCCGCCUCCGGACUACUUCAUGCCCUCCAUGGCCUCGUGGGGUCCACCCGUCGGUGGCAUCGCUCCUCCGCCCGGCGUGGCCCCUCCCCCGGGCAUCGCCCCGCCUCCCGGCCUCGCGCCUCCCACCGGCCCUGGCGGCUAUGCUCCAUUGCCGCACGGCUAUCCCGGGGCGUCGGCUCCCUCGGUGCCGCUCUCGGCCUACUACCCGUCCAUGGAUCCGCUUCGCAUGGGCUCUCGCCCCAACGAUGUAGUGCUCAACCCGUCCGAUAGCACUAAGCAGAGCUGA
Messenger RNA from Acanthamoeba castellanii str. Neff, 1146 nucleotides. Its product is annotated as RNA recognition motif domain containing protein. Gene Ontology annotation, molecular function: U6 snRNA binding; metal ion binding; pre-mRNA binding. The transcript is spliced from 8 exons. The record is from RefSeq and is a predicted model, not a curated record. Gene Ontology annotation, cellular component: Prp19 complex; U2-type catalytic step 1 spliceosome; U2-type catalytic step 2 spliceosome. The coding region runs from base 1 to 1146 and encodes 381 amino acids. NCBI's taxonomy places the organism in Eukaryota, Discosea, Longamoebia, Acanthamoebidae.